Spirometra erinaceieuropaei is the source of this 291-nucleotide messenger RNA. The record is from the annotation of a GenBank genome assembly. NCBI's taxonomy places the organism in Eukaryota, Metazoa, Platyhelminthes, Cestoda, Diphyllobothriidea, Diphyllobothriidae.
AUGGCGCGCUACAAGGUGGAUAUUGCUGCAAUCGGCAAAGCCCGCACCUCCGAAGAAGGUCACCUAAAAGAGGUGAGUGCCGACUGCAUCUUCUUCUGGGGUAGCCGCUCGAAGGCAGAACGACGUGAUAUGGACGUCGCCUUUGCCAUUCAGAACGACAACGUGAGACGACUGCCCUGUCUGCUGCAGGACAUUAACGAUUGCCUAAUGAGCCUGCGCUUGCCUCUUCGGAGACCCAACUUAGCCACCACCAUCAACGACUCCGCCCCAGCAAUAACCGGCUCAGACUAG